Messenger RNA from Yarrowia lipolytica CLIB122, 1569 nucleotides. RefSeq lists its product as uncharacterized. Gene Ontology annotation, biological process: negative regulation of translation; P-body assembly; cytoplasmic stress granule assembly. Gene Ontology annotation, molecular function: RNA helicase activity; ATP binding; mRNA binding. The record is from RefSeq and is a predicted model, not a curated record. Gene Ontology annotation, cellular component: P-body; cytoplasmic stress granule. NCBI's taxonomy places the organism in Eukaryota, Fungi, Ascomycota, Dipodascomycetes, Dipodascales.
AUGUCUGAGUGGAAAGAGUCGUUAAACGUGCCCAAAAAGGACACGCGUCACAAAACCGAAGAUGUGACCGCCACAAAGGGUACAGGGUUCGAGGACUUUUUCCUCAAACGAGAGCUGCUCAUGGGCAUCUUUGAAGCAGGAUUCGAAAACCCCUCGCCCAUUCAGGAAGAGGCGAUCCCCAUUGCCCUCGCAGGCCGAGAUAUUCUGGCCCGAGCCAAGAACGGAACCGGCAAGACCGCCGCGUUUGUGAUCCCAGCCCUCCAGCAGGUCAACCCCAAAGUUAACAAGAUCCAGGCGCUUAUCAUGGUGCCCACCCGAGAGCUGGCACUCCAGACCUCACAGGUUUGCAAGACCCUAGGCAAGCAUCUUGGCAUCAAGGUCAUGGUCACCACCGGUGGCACCAACCUCAGAGACGACAUUAUGCGUCUGGAAGACACGGUACACGUGUUGGUCGGCACUCCCGGCCGAGUGCUGGAUCUAGCAGGAAAGGGCGUCGCUGAUCUCAGCGAGUCGCCCAUGUUUAUUAUGGACGAGGCCGACAAGUUGCUGUCGCCGGACUUCACACCCAUCAUCGAGCAGGUGCUCCAUUUCUUCCCUGAGGACCGUCAGAUCCUGCUCUUCUCCGCCACCUUCCCUCUGACUGUCAAGGCCUUUAUGGACCGAAACCUGCACAAGCCUUACGAAAUCAACCUGAUGGACGAGCUGACCCUAAGAGGUAUCACGCAGUACUACGCCUUUGUCGACGAGAAACAGAAGCUGCAUUGUCUCAACACGCUCUUUUCUAAGCUCGACAUCAACCAGUCCAUCAUUUUCUGCAACUCCACUGUGCGAGUUGAGCUACUUGCCCGAAAGAUCACUGAGCUGGGAUACUCAUGUUACUACUCCCACGCCAAGAUGAUCCAGAGCCAUCGAAACCGAGUCUUCCAUGAGUUCCGAAACGGCACGUGCCGAAACCUCGUCUGUUCCGAUUUGCUUACCCGAGGUAUCGAUAUCCAGGCCGUCAACGUGGUCAUCAACUUUGACUUCCCUAAGAACGCCGAGACCUAUCUCCAUCGAAUUGGUCGAUCUGGACGAUUUGGCCAUCUCGGUAUUGCCAUCAACCUCAUUAACUGGAACGACCGAUACAACCUGUACAAGAUUGAGCAGGAACUUGGAACUGAGAUCAAGCCCAUCCCUGCCCAGAUCGACAAGAACCUCUACGUUGCCGAGUCCAGCGAGAACAUCCCCCGACCCUUCCCCAUUGCUGAUAUGCCUCGAGGCAAGGAGAGUAAGCGAAACGAGCAAUUCCAGCCCCAGCAGAACCAGAACCAGCAGCAGCAACAGGACGGUCAAAACCAGCACUCUCUGGGUCCCGUACCUCCCCAGGGUCCUCCUCAGGGCAUUCCCGGCCCCGGAUACGGCUACCCUCCUCCUCAGGGCUUCCCUCAGGGAAUGCCUCCUCAAGGAAUGCCUCCUCAGGGAGCCGGCGGCUACAUGCCCCCUACUCCCUAUGGUUACCAGCAGCAGGGCUUCCCUCCUCAGCCGCCACAGGGCUUCAACAAUGGCCAGCCCCAGCAGCCGUCGCAGUAA